Molecule: messenger RNA, 2383 nt
Organism: Daphnia pulicaria
Lineage: Eukaryota; Metazoa; Arthropoda; Branchiopoda; Diplostraca; Daphniidae
Product: serine/threonine-protein kinase PLK1-like
Exons: 10
Coding region: 181-1941 (586 amino acids)
Biological process (GO): mitotic cell cycle; protein phosphorylation; regulation of cytokinesis
Cellular component (GO): nucleus; centrosome; spindle pole
Molecular function (GO): ATP binding; protein binding; protein serine/threonine kinase activity
Source: RefSeq, a predicted model, not a curated record
CGAAAAAGCAAAAGUCUGUUGGGGCUGGGGUUUUCACUGGACGGUUUGAGUUUCAGGGUCCCCUUUUGAUCUCGUUUUAAUAUUUGGGAAACGUCCCAGAAUUUGUAGCCAUUGAUUUCCCAUAAACUGCAAACUCUAUUUUAAAAUUACUGAUAACUUCCUUUAUUCAUUUUUUUUAAAAUGACAAGCAUUAAACCAAGUGAACCGGGACCUGAUAUUAUUCCCGACAUCCUGUGUGAUGCUGCUGGCAAAAAGAGGUAUCAAAGAGGAAGAUUUCUCGGCAAGGGUGGUUUUGCCAAAUGCUAUGAGCUAACAGAUCUUGACAAUGGACAAGUGUUUGCUGGAAAAAUCGUCUCCAAACAACUUCUUGUCAAGCCUCACCAAAAAGAUAAAAUGGCUCAGGAAAUUUCUAUUCAUCGUAGUCUAAAACAUGAUCAUGUAGUAGGAUUUCACAGUUUCUUUGAAGAUAAUAACUUUGUAUAUAUAGUGUUGGAACUGUGCAAAAGAAGGAGUCUAAUGGAAUUGCACAAAAGAAGGAAAGCUGUUACUGAACCAGAAGCAAGAUAUUUCAUGCACCAACUUCUAUUGGGUGUAAAAUACCUUCAUGAAAACAAAAUGAUUCACAGGGAUCUCAAGCUUGGGAACUUGUUCCUGAAUGAUAACAUGGAACUUAAAAUUGGAGAUUUUGGUUUGGCAACAAAAUUAGAUUUUAGUGGAGAGAGAAAAAAAACACUGUGUGGCACUCCCAACUAUAUUGCUCCAGAGGUUCUCAACAAAAAAGGCCAUAGCUUUGAAGUUGACAUUUGGUCUAUGGGCUGCAUUUUGUAUACUUUACUUGUUGGUCGUCCACCUUUUGAGACGCAGUCUCUCAAAGAUACAUACAGUAAAAUCAAACGAAAUGAGUAUCAUAUUCCCUCUCGGAUCGGGCCUCUUGCCCGAGCUCUUAUAUCUCGAAUGUUACAGGGUGAUCCAGCCUGCAGACCUGCGGUCGAUAUUGUUUUGAAUGACGAAUUCAUGACGUGUGGUUAUAUGCCAACACGCUUGCCUUUAUCAUGCCUCACGAUGGCUCCGAGAUUCGAUGCCAAAUUGAAUAGCAGCAUUAUUGCUGUUCGUCGUCCACUGGGCGAAGUUAACAGAGUCCAUUUACCUGGAACUGCGGAGCAUCCACAAGGAGAUGGAUUGGCGCCUUCAAACGAACCCAACCAUGCUGAGAAUGCCGGAGCCCUCUACACGGCUGGACCUUCUCCUGAGAAACUAUUGCGUGAGCUUCAGCAACAGCUUACCCGCCUCUUCAGUGCAAAACCUGCGGAGAAGUUCCCUCUUAUGAUGGACGAGGCAGAGGAUCCGGGUUCAGUGCCUAUGGUAUGGAUUUCUAAAUGGGUAGAUUAUUCUGACAAAUACGGGUUCGGCUACCAACUCAGCGAUGAUACAAUUGGUGUCAUUUUCAAUGAUUUGACGAAACUUUUGCUGUUGGUUGACGCAAAGACCAUUCAGUACGUCGAACGCAAUGGAAAUGAGUUGUAUUACACUAUGGAUCAACAUCCACCUACCUUGGGUAAAAAGGUGAAACUGCUCGCUUAUUUCCGCUCUUACAUGCAAGAGCACUUAAUCAAGACUGGUGCAUCCGUUGUUCCACGUGACGGUGAUGAACAUCUUCGGUUGCCUUUCCUACGUCAGUGGUUCCGCACAUCUCGAGCUGUCGUCAUGCACCUAACGAGUGGAACGCUACAGAUUAAUUACUUUAAAGACCACGUUAAAUUGAUCCUCUGUCCACUCAUGGGAGCUGUGACAGUCAUCGACGAGAAGAAAAAUUUCCGUACCUUCAAAUUUUCUUUGCUGGCUGAACACGGUUGCAAUCCCGAUCUCUUAUACAGACUGCAAUACGCACACGAGAAACUGCCAUUUUUACUCUCACCAUUAGUAGAUACUCAGGAAAAAUAGAAAUUUAUCGCUGGCUAACAGUGAUCGUCUUUCGCUUAAUCAAAUUUGCCCCUCGCAGUCUUUUAAUUUAAUUUUUUUUUUUUAGAUGGCCAUUCUUGACUUAAUUACCAUUCAAUUAAGUUACGUGUCUCCUUCAAAUUUUAUAAUAAGUGUGAAAUUACUUAAUCCCAUUUAGGCUUUAAUCCACGAACUUAUCUUUUAUUAUGUCGCCCUUAAUUUCGAACUUGAAGUUAACAAGCAGUGUUACUACUUCAUCUCAUUUACGAAAUUUUGAUGUAUUUUGAUUUGUUCGUCUCAAGUACAUGCCUACCUCGGAUUGAAUAUGAAGUGUGAAAUUACAAUACCCUGAUGCCCCCUCUCUUGCCUUAAUCUUAACUUCUGUCUUCCUCUUGUACGUCUGGCAAUUCGCGAUUUAUAGAAUUACACUACAUCAUCACCCCUU